Messenger RNA from Hevea brasiliensis (rubber tree), 1662 nucleotides. Its product is annotated as peptide chain release factor PrfB3, chloroplastic. The transcript is spliced from 7 exons. Lineage: Eukaryota; Viridiplantae; Streptophyta; Magnoliopsida; Malpighiales; Euphorbiaceae. Gene Ontology annotation, biological process: translational termination. Gene Ontology annotation, molecular function: translation release factor activity. The record is from RefSeq and is a predicted model, not a curated record. Bases 167 to 1291 code for a protein of 374 amino acids.
ACCUCACUCAUACGCCAUUUUCCUUACGGGGAGGGGGAAUUUCCGGAUAAGGCCGCAGAGCAUAGUGGGAGGAUAAGGCAGCAGAGCAUAGUGAGAGAAAAGGCAGCAGAGCUGGCUACUUGCGCACAGCAUAGUGGGAGGAUAAGGCCGCAGAGCAUAGUGAGAAAUGCUGGCAGAACCUGCAUUUCUAAGUAGAGCAGCUUCUACUUGCUUAAAAUGGCAAUCUUCUACAAGAAAUACCAAUAAAUCCCAUGCUAAGCUCCUUAUAUACGCGAGAAUUCGCCCUUCUCAUUCCAUGGAUGACGAGAACAAGGUCUACAAAGAACUAGGUUUCUUUUCAUUGAAAAAGAAGAUUGAAGAUGCUGUUCUCCGAGCUGAGAUGUCAGCACCAACAGCACUAGAGCUCGAGGAAGUGAGACGGAUCAAGCAGGAGGAAAUAAUGCGUGAUUGCAACCUAUGGGAUGACCCUGUUAAAUCCAAUGAAAUUCUUGGCAGAUUUGCUGAUAGUGCUAAAGCAAUUGAUUCCCUUAAAGACCUAAAAUAUAAGGUUGAAGAGGCAAAACUGAUCUCACAACUGGCAGAGGUGGAAGGCAUCAAUUAUCAACUUUUUAAGCAAGCAUAUAGUGCAUCUUUAGAUGUGAACAAGUUCUUGGAUCAGUAUGAGAUGAUGAAGCUUCUUAAGGGACCAUAUGACAUGGAGGGAGCAUGUGUAAUUAUUAAAGCUGGAUCUGGAGGCCUUAAUGAUGAGAAAUGGGCAGAAGAUCUUCUGAACAUGUAUAUCAAAUGGGCCAAAAAGCUGGGCUACAAAGGCAGGCUAGUUGAGAAGAAUCCUUCUAUGACUGGAUAUGGCCGUGUCCAGUUGGCAACUAUUGAGUUUGAAUUUGAGUGUGCAUAUGGCUAUCUCUCAGGAGAGAGAGGCAUUCAUUGCAUGAUAAAUUCUCAAAAUGGGCCUGUUCAAUAUGAGAAUAGCUCAGCAUGUGUGGAUGUUGUUCCUCUUUUCCUUGGAACGUUUUCUAAUCUUCAAAUCAAUGAUGAGGAUUUGAUUAUAUCAUCCUCACUGCUCAGAAAGGAGAAAAGCCCAACGAAACCGACAGUUUGCAUUCAGCAUAUACCUACUGGCAUGAGUGUCCAGUCCUCAAGUGAAAGGAGUCACUUUGCGAAUAAGAUAAAGGCCCUCAAUCGUUUAAAGGCUAAGCUUCUUGUGAUUGCAGAGGAGCAAAAUGUUUCUGAUAUAAGUAGUAUCAAGAAGGACACCAUUAUGGACAUGUGCCAUAAAGAGACUCGGAGGUAGGGGUGUAAACAAAUCAAGCUACUUGUGAGCUGCACCUGCACGAGGCUCGGCUUGAUAAAAGCUUGACUCAGUUUGGCUUGUUUUAUAAAUGAGCUAAGCUUGAACUUUAUUUUUGGCUCAUUUAAUAAGUGAACCAAGCUCAAAUCAUUUAUAUUCGGUUCAUUAAGGCUCGCAAGCCACCUCAUUUACUGGAACACGAGUAGGUUCAUAAGCGGACUUGUUUAUAAAAAAUUUGUGUUAGUUAUUGUAUGUCAUUAUAGUGUAAAUAUAUCUAUUUUAUUUAUGAUGUUCCAAAAAUAAUAUAUGGUUUUAAACUAUGAUAUAAUCAAUAUAUAAAAUUUUUUAUAAUAUAUAGUUAUUUGGAAUUUAAA